This is a messenger RNA of Erythranthe guttata (spotted monkey flower), 1040 nucleotides long. The record is from RefSeq and is a predicted model, not a curated record. NCBI's taxonomy places the organism in Eukaryota, Viridiplantae, Streptophyta, Magnoliopsida, Lamiales, Phrymaceae.
UAUUAAUGGGGAGAGCUCCUUGCUGUGACAAAGCAAACGUGAAGAAAGGGCCAUGGUCGCCUGAAGAAGAUUCCAAGCUCAAAUCCUACAUCGACAAACACGGCACCGGCGGAAACUGGAUCUCUUUGCCUCUAAAGAUCGGGCUAAAGAGAUGCGGGAAAAGCUGCCGCCUGAGAUGGCUGAACUAUCUCCGCCCCAACCUCAAACAUGGUGGUUUCUCUGAAGAUGAAGACAACAUCAUUUGCAGCCUUUACAUAAGCAUCGGUAGCAGGUGGUCUAUAAUUGCAGCCCAGCUCCCUGGGAGAACUGAUAAUGAUAUAAAGAACUAUUGGAACACAAGGCUUAAGAAAAAACUCCUCGGAAAACAACGCAAGGAUAAGUUACACGAUGCGAGAAGGAGGAGUACUGCAAGAGGAGGAAAGCACAAUUACCACUCCGGCCAAACUCCGGUUGCCGCCUACGAGCCGCCGCCGCCAGCUGCUCAACUUCCUCCUCAUGAUGUACUGCUUCCACCUAUACCCUACUCGGACCAAGAGCCUCGUUUUAACAACGAGCACUCUAACAUCCGAAAGCUACUCGUUAAACUCGGAGGAAGAUUCUCGAAUGGCAGUAAUCAAAAUAAUGUUAUUGAUGAUGGUGAAGAGCUCAAAUUUCAUUAUUAUCCCGCCAUAGAUGAAUCACUACUCAUUCCACCGGUUAAUUACGAUUAUUCCAUACCUAAUUCCUCUUCUCAAAUUCCUUUGCUUGAUUCAACAUGUCAAGAUGUUCCUUGUUUGCCAAAUAAUGAACCCCUUUUCGAUAUGAGUACUUUGUUGAACGGGCCGGGCUUUAGCUUGCCGGCUGAAAUUGAACGCGUUGUGUAUGAAAAUCAAGACAAGUUACAAGGGCUGGAGUUCUUUUACGAUGAUAUUGUUAACGGUACUAAUUAUACUACUGCAAGCAUGGAAUGGGGUGAGAUGAACUCAUUGGUUUUUGGAGCUGCUACUUCAAAUAGUUUUGGUAUCGAUCAAAAGACGACGAGGUACCCCGGAACUCAAUAA